Loa loa (African eye worm) is the source of this 489-nucleotide messenger RNA. RefSeq lists its product as hypothetical. The transcript has 3 exons. The record is from RefSeq and is a predicted model, not a curated record. Lineage: Eukaryota; Metazoa; Nematoda; Chromadorea; Rhabditida; Onchocercidae. Bases 1 to 489 code for a protein of 162 amino acids.
AUGUCGCGUAAAUUACAACCGAAUAACUUAAAACCGAACGCAGUAAGCAGAGUACGUGCAUUACCGGACAGCCAUUUCAACAGUUUUUUCUCUGCAUCUUACCCAUGCGAGCGAGUUGAUCUACAGUGGUUAUGUCCUAUAGAUGAAGUACCAUUUCUGGAUCCAGCAACAGGUCAACCACAUUAUUGCUCAUUGACAAUUCAUUGUCCCAUUGGAUACGAUUGUUUUCAGGGAACAAUUUGUUGUAGGAAACCUGGCCAAUGCCUUAAUGGACAAUCAAUUGCAACAGAUAGUAAUGGGCAUUUGUUGGCAUGUAUUCCGUCUGGUCAUUGUCCAUCAUAUAGUGUUUGCUUACCGUCAAUAUCAUUAUCUACUACAGUUUUACAAUUCCUUUGUUGCAAUGUAUCCAUAUCAGCAAUUCAAUCCAAAUCCAUUCAACGAUCAAGAAGAUACAACCAUUCGGUAAUGGCAUUACUUCCUUCUUUUUGA